Molecule: messenger RNA, 684 nt
Organism: Zygosaccharomyces rouxii
Lineage: Eukaryota; Fungi; Ascomycota; Saccharomycetes; Saccharomycetales; Saccharomycetaceae
Gene: ISY1
Product: Isy1p
Exons: 1
Coding region: 1-684 (227 amino acids)
Biological process (GO): mRNA 3'-splice site recognition; generation of catalytic spliceosome for second transesterification step
Cellular component (GO): Prp19 complex; catalytic step 2 spliceosome; post-spliceosomal complex
Source: RefSeq, a predicted model, not a curated record
AUGUCUAGAAACGCUGAGAAGUCCAGCUCAGUGCUGGUGAGAUACCAAGAACUCCAGGCGGAGGAAUCUGGUGGAUUUAAGGACUUUUCCAGAUACAGAAGGCCCAGAAGAGUUGCAUCUGUAAGAAACUUGAAAGAUGCCCUAGAAUGGAGGGCACAAGUGGCUAAAGAGAUUUCAGACAAGAUCACAAGGAUUUACGAUCCAUCACUGAAUGAAUGGCAAGUGGAGGAACUCAAUGAUCAGUUGAACGAGUUGGUUAAGGAGAGAAAUCGAUGGGAUUGGCACAUACAGAAGGGUUUAGGAGGUGCAAAACCAAGGAAAAAUGGUACAGUCAGUGGGAAAUUGAUUGCAGGUAAAAGGUAUUUUGGUAGAGCUUUGGAAUUACCAGAGGUUCAAAAGAUUUUAAAGGAGCAGGAAGAAUCAAAGAAAUCUAAUCGAGAGUUGGUCAAUACAAGAUUAAUACCAAAUGACUAUAACGACGACUAUUACGGCACGAUAGAAGACACAACUGAGCUCAAGCAAUUUGAAUCCAGCUGGACCCCGGUGCUUCGAAAACACUACGGUAAGAAGGAUGCGGGUGCUGAUCAAUUAGAGAACGAUACCCAUAUACCGGAUCAAAAAGAAAUGGAAAGGUGGUUAGUGGAAAGAAGGAAACAGAAGUUACUAAAGGAAUUAAGAUUUUAA